Messenger RNA from Callorhinus ursinus (northern fur seal), 3595 nucleotides. It is a transcript of the gene LPL, whose product is annotated as lipoprotein lipase. The record is from RefSeq and is a predicted model, not a curated record. Gene Ontology annotation, biological process: very-low-density lipoprotein particle remodeling; lipid catabolic process. Gene Ontology annotation, molecular function: apolipoprotein binding; lipoprotein lipase activity. NCBI's taxonomy places the organism in Eukaryota, Metazoa, Chordata, Mammalia, Carnivora, Otariidae.
ACAGUGUCAGACUCGAUUCUUCCUCCUCCUCUUCGGAGGGAACCUGCCACUUCUAGCUGCCCUGCCCUCCCUUUUAAAGGGCAACUUGCCCCACGCCGGACCUCAGCUCCAGCCUGCUCCCGCCUCGGGCUCAGCUGGUCCAUCACCCUGUCCGCGCUUCUGCCAGUGCCCUGUAGCUUCUACAGAGAGACGCGCCCCGAGAUGGAGAGCAAAGCACUGUUCCUGGUGGCCCUUGGCAUGUGGCUCCAGAGUCUGACCGCCACCCGCGGAGGGGUGGCCGCCGCCGAUAGAAUUACGGGAGGAAGAGAUUAUAUAGAUAUUGAAAGUAAAUUUGCUCUAAGGACCCCUGAAGACACAGCUGAGGAUACUUGCCAUCUCAUUCCUGGAGUGACAGAAUCUGUGGCUAACUGCCACUUCAACCACAGCAGCAAAACCUUUGUGGUGAUCCAUGGCUGGACGGUGACAGGAAUGUAUGAGAGUUGGGUGCCAAAACUUGUGGCUGCCCUGUACAAGAGGGAACCUGACUCCAAUGUCAUUGUGGUGGACUGGCUGUCACGGGCCCAGCAACAUUAUCCAGUGUCUGCCGGGUACACCAAGCUGGUGGGAAAAGAUGUGGCCAAGUUCAUCAACUGGAUGGCGGAGGAAUUUCACUAUCCUCUGGACAAUGUCCAUCUCUUGGGAUACAGUCUUGGAGCCCAUGCUGCUGGCAUUGCAGGAAGCCUGACCAAUAAGAAGGUCAAUAGAAUUACUGGCCUAGAUCCAGCUGGACCUAACUUUGAAUAUGCAGAAGCUCCAAGUCGCCUUUCUCCCGAUGAUGCAGAUUUUGUAGACGUCUUACACACAUUCACCAGAGGGUCGCCUGGCCGAAGUAUUGGAAUCCAGAAACCAGUAGGACAUGUUGACAUUUAUCCUAAUGGAGGCACUUUUCAACCAGGAUGUAACAUUGGGGAAGCUAUCCGUGUGAUUGCAGAGAGAGGCCUUGGAGAUGUGGACCAGCUAGUAAAGUGUUCCCAUGAGCGUUCCAUUCAUCUCUUUAUUGACUCUCUGCUGAAUGAAGAAAAUCCAAGUAAGGCCUACCGGUGCAACUCAAAGGAAGCCUUUGAAAAAGGGCUCUGCCUGAGUUGCAGAAAGAACCGUUGCAACAACUUGGGCUAUGAGAUCAAUAAGGUCAGAGCCAAAAGAAGCAGCAAAAUGUACCUGAAGACACGCUCUCAGAUGCCAUACAAAGUCUUCCAUUACCAAGUAAAGAUACAUUUUUCUGGGACUGAGAGUGGUACACAGACCAACCAGGCCUUCGAGAUCUCUCUGUAUGGCACUGUGGCCGAGAGUGAGAACAUCCCUUUUACCCUGCCUGAAGUUUCUGCGAAUAAAACCUACUCCUUUCUAAUUUACACGGAGGUGGAUAUUGGGGAACUGCUAAUGUUGAAACUCAAAUGGAAGAGUGAUUCAUACUUCAGCUGGUCAGACUGGUGGAGCAGCCCUGGCUUUGCUAUUGAGAAGAUCAGAGUAAAAGCAGGAGAGACCCAAAAAAAAGUAAUCUUCUGUUCCAGGGAGAAAGUGUCUCAUCUGCAGAAAGGAAAGGCAUCUGUGGUAUUUGUGAAAUGCCAUGACAAGUCUCUGAAUAAAAAGUCUGGCUGAACCUGGGCAAAUCUACAGAAGGAAGAACAGCACAUGAAUUUUAUGAAGAAUGAAAUCACUUUUACAAAAGAUGCCCAGUGCUUGGGUGUUUCAAAGAGAAUUUUCCUGAGUAUUAAUCCCUAAUUAAUAAUUAAUUAGUUAUUUUAGGAUACAGUCUUAAAUACCCAAAAAAGUGGCUAAUUCAAUUUGAGGAAUAUAGUGGCCAAAUAGCACAUCAUUAAAAGAGCACAGAUUUAAAAAUCACUGUUUUGUCCUUUGAAAAAGAAAUAAGAACCAUUUUGGCUCAUGGUAACAUAAUACACCUUCUUUAUCUAGUGAGUUUAACCAUAGCCUAAAAUUAAGUAGAAUCUCACUUUUUAAUCAGAAGCUUGCAUUUUCUGGACUGAUACCUUCUCAAUGUUUUCUCCAAGUGUGAAUAUAGAAAAUGAUUUUUUUUUUUUUUUGGUGGCAUGAGUUGGACCCAUUUUCUUACUAGUCAAAACACCUGACUUUUUUGGAAUGGUUUUUCUCUUGCCAUCAGGUUCUGUGUUGCCCAGGAGUUAACCAGGGACUAGUGACUUGGAGAGAGGAAUAGAAAAUGAAAUUGGUAAAUCACUGAAACUUUAAACCCUCCCUGCAGCUGGUUGCAUCAUUGCUAAGUUACAAAUUAAAAGAGAUAUAAAAUUUAGACCAAUUCAGUCUUAAUAGGCUUAUAGUUUGUCGCUUAAUCUCUACCUGCCAUUUGUCUCAAGAUUAUAUUUUAACAGUGCUUUCUAGGUUGGUGUUUUACAUGAGCCUGUUAUUGUCAACUGACACAUAAUUUUAACUAUGGGGAAAGAAAAUGAUACCACAAUUUCAUUAAUCAGAUUUCUGAAGUUAUAUUCAUCAAUUUGAGGUCAUUUAAUAUCUGAUAGGCACUGUUCAAUUUUAGGUUUAUCUCAGUCAUGCUUCAAUCAUACUUUGAGCAUGUCUCUUCCCUGGUUUUAGUAAGAAAAUAUGUACUCAAGGUCAAAUUUUACAUCACGCAAACUUCUAUAAAUUUUAGACAAGGGUCAUUGUUACUAAGUUAGGAGGUGAAAAAUUAUAUAUCCAUAAACAGUGCUUAAAACCACUGUGAGCAAUUAAAAGAAUCCUCAAUUGCCAUAGCCACAUGAAAUGCCAUGAGAGGUGUUAUUUUUAACAGCUAGUCCAGAGUGAGUGAACAGUUAUUUAUAAACUAGAUAUCAUAUUUUCAGAAUGAUCUUCUAUAUAUUAAUAUAAAUUGAUAAACAAGUAAAAUGUCUCAAAGACUAUUGCUGGGAAUCCAAACUAUAAACAUGUGUGGGUAUCUGAACAUAUGACUCACAUAUGAAGCCCCACAUGUACAUUUAUUAUUCAGCAUAGCUUGGAAAGUAAACAAGAGAUACAGUAUUAGGAUGUAUUGAAGUAGAAAUUAUUCCAGAGGUACUAGAACUUAAGCCCUUCAUUUGAGAAAUAUGGUUAUACCUAUACAAAGUAGGAUGAAUGCUGUGAUAGAUAUCAGCCAACUUGGAAUGAAUUUUUUCUAAAAAUAAAAUAUUGUGAGAUUUGUUGUUGUCAUCCCCCUUUAUUGCUAAUUCAUUAAUUUUCUGGAUUUGGGUUUUGAACAAGGGUGCAUAAACUUCAGAAAAUAUGGAUCCAAUCAGUGUAUGGCCCUAGGAACUCUGGCUUCUACAGACUUCAUUAUAUAUAUUUAAACAAUGCUUUGGCUUUAAAUGUUAUUUAUUAACUGUAAAUAUAUGUGUGUAUGAGUAAAGGGAAAUUGUAUAUCAGAAAGGUUUUGGCUAAGGGCAUUUAUAGACAUGUGGUGCUAACUUUGUACAUGUCUUUGUCAGUGACGGUCUCACUGAGCCAACUUACUCUGAUGAAAUAAUACCAUAAAGUGACUUUUUUUUAAAGGAAACUUAAUUAACUAUGUUAAGAAAUGGAAUCUGGUUUUAAUAAAAUUGACAAAAUUUUA